Echinops telfairi (small Madagascar hedgehog) is the source of this 3873-nucleotide messenger RNA. It is a transcript of the gene LIMS1, whose product is annotated as LIM zinc finger domain containing 1. Bases 84 to 1247 code for a protein of 387 amino acids. Gene Ontology annotation, biological process: positive regulation of substrate adhesion-dependent cell spreading; positive regulation of integrin-mediated signaling pathway; cell-cell junction organization. Gene Ontology annotation, cellular component: cell-cell junction; cytoplasm; focal adhesion. The record is from RefSeq and is a predicted model, not a curated record. NCBI's taxonomy places the organism in Eukaryota, Metazoa, Chordata, Mammalia, Afrosoricida, Tenrecidae. The transcript has 10 exons.
GAGUCCUCAAUAUUGUUUCUGCUGCUGCUGCUGGGUCCUUCGGUUCACUUCCCCGGGCUUAGAGCCGGCCGCCUCUCCCCAGGAUGGCGUUCCCUGGCAGAGUGCGCCCCUGUGCUAUCCCAGAGCAUGAAGAACUGCCCCAGACAGCCCUUAACAAUGCCCACGAGGCUAAUGGCCACGAAGACGAGAGGGCUGUGUCCAAACUGCAGCGCAGGCACAGUGACGUAAAAGUCUACAAGGAGUUUUGUGACUUUUAUGCGAAAUUCAACAUGGCCAAUGCCCUGGCCAAUGCUACUUGUGAGCGCUGUAAGGGGGGCUUUGCCCCCGCCGAGAAGAUCGUGAACAGUAAUGGCGAGCUGUACCACGAGCAGUGCUUUGUCUGUGCCCAGUGCUUCCAGCAGUUCCCAGAGGGACUCUUCUAUGAGUUUGAAGGAAGGAAGUACUGUGAACAUGACUUUCAGAUGCUCUUUGCUCCUUGCUGUCAUCAGUGUGGUGAAUUCAUCAUUGGCCGAGUUAUUAAAGCCAUGAAUAACAGCUGGCAUCCCGAAUGUUUCCGCUGUGACAUCUGUGAGGAGAUUUUGGCAGAUAUUGGGUUUGUCAAGAAUGCAGGGAGACAUCUGUGCCGUCCAUGUCAUAACCGUGAGAAAGCCAGAGGCCUUGGGAAGUACAUUUGCCAGAAAUGCCAUGCCAUCAUCGACGAGCAGCCGCUGAUAUUUAAGAAUGACCCAUACCACCCCGAUCAUUUCAACUGUGCCAACUGCGGGAAGGAACUGACUGCUGACGCCCGGGAGCUGAAAGGGGAGCUGUACUGCUUGCCGUGCCACGAUAAGAUGGGGGUUCCCAUCUGUGGCGCUUGUCGGCGGCCCAUCGAAGGGCGAGUAGUGAAUGCCAUGGGCAAGCAGUGGCAUGUGGAGCAUUUUGUUUGUGCCAAGUGUGAAAAGCCAUUUCUUGGACAUCGCCAUUAUGAGAGGAAGGGCCUGGCGUAUUGUGAAACUCACUAUAACCAGCUCUUUGGUGAUGUCUGUUUCCACUGUAACCGUGUCAUUGAAGGUGAUGUGGUUUCUGCACUGAAUAAAGCCUGGUGCGUGAAUUGUUUUGCCUGUUCUACCUGCAACACUAAAUUAACACUCAAGAAUAAAUUUGUGGAGUUUGACAUGAAGCCAGUCUGUAAGAAGUGCUAUGAGAAAUUCCCACUGGAGCUGAAGAAAAGGCUUAAGAAACUAGCUGAGACCUUAGGAAGGAAGUAGUUACUUCGGUUUUCCUUUGUUCCUUCUGUGCAGAGAUAAGAAAUCAACAAUGUUGCUUGACUUACCUAUCUUUAUUUAAAGCUGUAUCUCAGUACAGUUUAGACUGAAGAGGACUUAAAUGAAUGAUUUUCUUCUUUUUUUUUUUUUUCUCAUAAAAAAAGGAAAAGGUCAGAUAUAGUUAAACAUAACUGAAAUCAAAAUUUGCCUUAAUUAUUAUCAACUUAGAAACAUGCUAACAGAAAAUAUCAUAAUUAAAUUUCAAUUAACAUACAAAAAAUUAAAUUAACUUUGUAAAAUGAAAGUAAGGAGUCAGCUUUUACAUGGUUCAGAUAAAAAAAACAAUAUAAACAUUUAAAAUUUUCAGUCAAAAGAAAAUUACUCCCAACUGCUAUUGGGAGAAGGUAGGGAAAACAAAAAUAUCACACUAAGAAAAAUAAGUCCUACCCAAAUUUAGCAUUUUUACCAAAUUAAUAGCUGCAAAAUGGACAUGCAAUUAGUAAAACAAGAAACAAGCAUUUUCAGAAUUACUUGAUAUUGUUACAUUUUUGUUACAUGCAAUAAUUAUUACCCUUCAUUUUAUAUUUUGCUCUUCUUGUAAACUUCCUUUUUAUAAAUACGUAACAAUAGUUAUAGCUAAUUAAUAGUAUGCCUUUUAAAUUUUUGUGCAAAAAUUUUAUACCUAGUAUUUGAAAAUACAGUAUACUUUACAAUAUUGGACAAAUGAAGUAUUUUUUAAUGUAUUGCAGCAAAUGUGCAUCUAAGUUUAAUGUUAAAAAUGUAGACUUAAAAUAGGACAUGAGAUUCAAUUUUAUGUAGUUUAGAAUACAUCACUUUUUAAAAUGUAUGUAUAUGUAUCGGUCGUUGCCUUUAAACCCAUGCUAAUAUCUAUGCUUUAUACAUAAUCAAAUUUGCCUUGCCUUAGAAAAACAAAUAUUUUAAUCAGGAAUUCUAGCUGUUUGGUACACUACCUACCAAAGACAAGUGCAUUGAUUGAAAAUUGUAAACUCAAAUCUAAUUAUAAUCAGUGUUGAUUAUAUUUAAACUGUUUGGUUUUAUAGAAAUGCAGUGAAAUGAGUAUCUGUCAUCUUAUUAGAGAGCAUGAUGUUGAUUCACAACUGUUUCAGGUUGUCUAUUUUAGAUCUCUUAGUUGUGGAUUUUAUUUAGUAUAAAUGUGAAGGGGCCUCAAAAAGUUUACUAAAAUUUUUGUUACUUUAUUUCCAUUUUGCCAUAAACUUUUUGAAGCCCCUUUACAAGUGAUAUCAGUGAUAUUUUUUAAUUGGGAAAAGAACGCUGAAAGUCUUCAUGUUAGGUCAAAAAUAGUUAAUUAGUGCUACUUUAUUCUAAAAUGUAUUAUGAAAUUUCAGGAUUGUUUGCCCUGGAUGACCUUGUUAGGCAGUGCAGGCUUUAUGAACACGUAAAAGCAGUGUUGCUGCCGCCGUUACCAGUUUAAAAGGAAAUGACCAAGAUGGACACCUGCAAGGAAAAUUGCUCUGGUUUUUUAAAAAGUGGCUGCAAUGUUGUUCUGCCAUAAGAAAUCUCAGGGUGCUACCACUCUGCCAUUAAAAUGUGUACGUAUAUGUGUGCAUUUUCCAAAAAAAUCAUGUGUGCACUUUACCGAGUAGAUUCCAUUUCUGUUUUCAAACAGAUUAUUUUUCCAGUGUUGUUUUAGAAUCCAAAGAUCAGAAAUGAUUGAAAAUAAUAUGUGUUUUAAGACUGUAUGCUCAGUAGUUUACAGCAGUCUUUGCAUCUAACAGUAAGAAUCAAGUUUCUUCAGUGUGCCUUUGCCAGCUCAUCUGUGACCAGCAAUGAGAACAUUGGAAAUAGUUAUUAAGUAUUAUACUGUGGAUCUAGGUAAAUAGGAUAGAAUAGGUUUUUGAUGCUAAAUUCACCCCUACACUAGAAAUACAAAGCAAGAAAGCAAAGUCUUUGGCUAUACUUAGAGUCUUAAUCACCUUGAUAAUGCAUGGACUGAACUCAAUUGCUUUACUCAUAAAUCUCACAUAGUCAGGCAUCUGUAGCUAGAGGUCCCACUAUUGUCUCUACUCGGUCUUCUGUUAAAAUGUGAAUUACUAUAUCAAAGAAGUUUGACUUCUUGGGUCCUUAAUACUUUAGAGUCGUUUUUUUAGAUACAGUACUUUCUUCCAGGAUAAAGACAUCAGUAGAGCCCUUAUGCAUGGGAAAGAAUGUAGAAGUUAGCAGGUUAUUAAUGGAAUAAAAACAAAUUCGCUCUAUUUCCUGAUAAUAGAGCUCCCAUAGGCUGCUGGAAAACUCUUGCCAGUAAGCAUUUCUUUAUUUGAAGUCCUGUAAGACCAUUUGAAAGAAUUAUUUUCUUUUUAGACCUAAUAUCUAAGUGCUCAUCCUCUUAGCGAGUCAAUUUGAUAUACUUGGGGAAAAGUCUGGGUAUAGUUAAAAUAUUCUUUGGGUCAUGCACAAAGCCUUACUAACAAUGCACCAGAAAUAACAUGUUAUCUCGCCUCAACCAUUUGCCAAAAUAGCCAUUUGAGUUAUUUCAUUUUAGAUUGUAAGCUUAAUGGCAGGGCUACUAUAUCCAUAAUUAGGUUUUUAUAUAGCAACAAAUGCAGUGUACUCUUGGUGCUUAAUAAAUGUUCAUAAUUAUUAAACAUAA